ACAGGUCAAAGACCAGGACUUUCCAAGAUGAAAACGGACCGACAGCCCCAGCUUUGAUGUGAAAUUCAACAACUCUUUCAUUGUCUCUUUUGUGUCCUCCGUCUCCUUUGUUCGUUUUCCCUCGUUAUUUCGUUCGAUCGGUUAUUAUAUGUUGCGGGACAACCAAGAAUUUUCCUUACCAGGUUCUCAACUGUCCUCCAUUUCUUCCUCCACACAAGUCUCCAUCUCCUUGCAUAGUUGAUCUACAGCAAAUCUCACGAUCUACGACCAUGACGUUCGCUCAGAAGCUCAAAGGCGCAUUUCAACCCCGGUUCCUACCAUUUUUUCUAGUCAUUCCAAUCAUUCUAUUCCAAGCACUCUCGCUCUCCGGAUGCGUAUCAACCUCGCCAGUCUUACCUGAUCUAUACAUCGUCUCCUUCUCGAGAAACGACACAUCCCCUCCCAUAAAACUCCGCCUGGGCUAUCUCGGCAUCUGCGCCGGCAACCAAACCGACCUCCAGUGCCACCCAACAGCCGGCUCCUCAGCAGACGACGUCGUCGCCUCCCUCUUCCCGGGCCUCCUCAACCACACCACCACCGUCCCCGCCACCAAGGGCAAGAACACUCCCCCCGCCCCCUCCCGAUCCGACGCCGCCCGCGCCCUCGUCUCCGCCGCCCUGACCCUCCAGUCGCGCAUCUUCGUGCCCCUCCUCGCGGGCGCCGGCUUCCUCUUCCUGGCCGGGCUGGCGGCCCUGGUCGUGGCGAAGCGCCGCGGCACCGGCCCGCUGAGGGCCGCGACGCUGGCGUGCCUGUGCCUGUCGGCGGCGCUGGCGUUCACGGCCUGCCUUGCCACGAGCGGGGCGGCGGGCGCGCUGGAGUUCUCGACGCUGCUGGGCGUUGUUGGGGAGGCGGCGCCGAGGACGGUGGUUAGGCCUGGGGUGGCGCUGCAGGUGCUGCAGUGGUUGGCUUUUGGGUUUACUGUGGUGUUUGUUGGGGGGGUGCCGUGGAUGUUGAAGGGGGGUGGUGGUGGUGGUGGUGGUGGUGGCGGUCAGGGUGAUUCGGAGAAGUACGGAUACUAGGCAUUGUUAUGAGACUGCGGGAAUGAUGUAAUUAUAUAUAGGUAUCACAGGUUGGGAGUUGUCGGGCAUAAUAUGGAUGGUAACU
Molecule: messenger RNA, 1143 nt
Organism: Phialemonium atrogriseum
Lineage: Eukaryota; Fungi; Ascomycota; Sordariomycetes; Cephalothecales; Cephalothecaceae
Exons: 4
Coding region: 270-1058 (262 amino acids)
Cellular component (GO): membrane
Source: RefSeq, a predicted model, not a curated record